Messenger RNA from Sungouiella intermedia, 621 nucleotides. Lineage: Eukaryota; Fungi; Ascomycota; Pichiomycetes; Serinales; Metschnikowiaceae. The record is from the annotation of a GenBank genome assembly.
AUGGACGAUAUUACUUCCCAGUUAACGCAGGUAAAAUCUAAGCUUGCCGAGUCGCUUGCUCUGUUGUACAGCCACGUGGAGCAUUUGGUUCCAGCGGAGGUGGAAAACGCAUGGAAUUCAUACAUCAAAGCUCUUUCUACGACGGGAAAAGACGACAUUAUACACGACUUAUCCAACUUUAACGUUACCCCGGCUACAGCAACCAUCGCUGUAACAACAGUCACUGCCAUGGUCUUUUUUAGCAAGUGGUUUAAAUCUGCUUCGGGCGAGCAGCCCAAGACACCCAAGAUCAAGAAGAAGAAAAAGCCAUCCAAGGCCCAGGAGGCCAACAAACAGAUACAGCAGAUUUUGGACUUCGUCGAGGACACUUAUGUGCCCCAGAUCGACGAGUACUUGGAGAAGUACGCCACAUUGUCAGAUAAUGACAAGGAGUACAAGUUCAAAUAUUUUGAGGAGAUGUUGUUGAAGGAGUUGUUGAAAUUGGAUGGUGUUGACGUUGCCGGCAGCGAGGUAUUGCGUGAGAACAGAAAGAAGGUGAUCAAAUUCGUUCAGGAGCACCAGAAACGCUUGGACAAAUUCAAGAAGGAGCAGGACAGUGCAGUGAAGACUGGGACCAAUUGA